Trifolium pratense (red clover) is the source of this 1374-nucleotide messenger RNA. Its product is annotated as aquaporin PIP2-7. Gene Ontology annotation, molecular function: water channel activity. Gene Ontology annotation, cellular component: plasma membrane. The transcript has 4 exons. NCBI's taxonomy places the organism in Eukaryota, Viridiplantae, Streptophyta, Magnoliopsida, Fabales, Fabaceae. The record is from RefSeq and is a predicted model, not a curated record. Bases 145 to 1008 code for a protein of 287 amino acids. Gene Ontology annotation, biological process: transmembrane transport.
UAGCCACAUUGAUUCCAUAAAUACCAUGUUUCUACCCAACACUUUACUACACAUCAAUUAAGUGUUACCUAAAGACACUCACUCACUACCACAUAUUCAUAUUCCACACAAAAUCUCUUAGCACAAAGAGAGAAAAAAAACAACAUGGGAAAAGAUGUUGAGGUUCAAGAACAAGGUGCUGAAUUUUCAGCUAAGGAUUAUCAAGAUCCACCACCAGCACCUUUGUUUGAUUUAGAUGAAUUUACAAAGUGGUCUUUGUAUAGAGCUGUGAUAGCUGAAUUUGUAGCAACACUUCUCUUUCUUUAUAUCACUGUUUUAACCAUUAUUGGUUAUAGUAGACAAAGUGAUACUACUAUCAAAGGUAAUACUGAAUGUGAUGGUGUUGGUGUUUUGGGUAUUGCUUGGGCUUUUGGUGGUAUGAUCUUUAUUCUUGUUUACUGCACCGCCGGUAUCUCAGGAGGACACAUAAAUCCUGCUGUGACCUUUGGGCUAUUUGUGGGACGCAAGGUGUCUUUAAUAAGGGCAAUACUAUACAUAAUUGCACAAUGUUUAGGUGCAAUUUGUGGUGCUGGACUUGCAAAGGGUUUCCAAACAUCAUACUACAACAGGUACAAAGGAGGUGUUAAUUUGGUUUCUGAGGGUUAUAGCAAAGGCACUGCUUUAGGUGCUGAGAUUAUUGGUACCUUUGUUUUGGUCUACACUGUUUUCUCUGCCACUGACCCUAAGAGAAGUGCUAGGGAUUCUCAUGUUCCUGUUUUGGCACCACUUCCCAUUGGAUUUGCUGUGUUCAUGGUUCACUUGGCAACAAUCCCCGUUACCGGCACCGGCAUUAACCCCGCUAGGAGUUUCGGACCAGCCGUUAUCUUCAACAACGACAAAGCCUGGGAUGAUCAGUGGAUUUAUUGGGUUGGACCAUUUAUUGGUGCUGCAGUUGCUGCAAUCUACCACCAAUACAUUCUAAGAGGUUCAGCAAUUAAGGCUCUUGGAUCCUUUAGGAGCAAUGCUUAAUGAAUGAACAUGUUUGGUCUCAAUUAUUAUUAUGAGUUGUUGUUGUUGGUUCUUUUAAGAAUAACAGUACCAUAUUGAGUAGUUAAUUGAAGUCUGUCUACUGGUCCCUCAUCAAGCAUUGUCUUCUUGCUUUCAAUCCCAUGUUCUUGAUGGGCCUAUAUGGUUUUCAAUUUGGAUUUGGAUAAAGAAGCCAAAAUUGUAUGGGGUCCUCAAAAUUGUAGAUAAGCAUGCUUGUGUUUAUUUAAAGGGUGUAUUUGUAUCCCUUCCUUUUAUUUAUCUUGUCCUCUUUAAUUUAAUUUGUCAUCCAAGAACUCUUCAUGUAUUAAUCAUGUUUAAUUUAUGUGAUAUAUCAUGGUCUUUUAAUCA